AUGUUUGUUUGUUGGUUUUUGGGUUUGGUAUAUGUUGUUUGUUUGGGUUGUAUGGGUUUUGUAUGUUUGUUUGGUUGGUUGGGUUGGGUGUUGUAUGUUUGUUUGUUGUGUUUGGGUGUUGUUGUUUGUUUGUUUGUUUGUUGUGUUUGUAUGUUGGUUUGUUGGUUGUUUGGGGUGUUUGUAUGUUUGUUUGUGUGGAUAUUGUUUGGGGUGUUUGUUUUGUUUUUUGGUGGGUGUGUGGUGUUUGUUAUGUGUGGUUGGUGUGGGUGGGUGGGUUUGGGUGUGGGUAGGUGUUGGGGGUGGGGUGGGGGGGGGUUGUUGGUGUGGGGGGGUGGUUGUGUGGAAGGGGGGUGGGUGGGUGGGGUGGUGGGUGUGGGUGAUUUGGGGGAGGGGGAUGUGAUUUUUGAGGGUAGGAGAGUAAAUUGGUUGGGGUGUGUUAUUGAGAGUGGUGAAUUUAGGGGGGUUGAGAGGGAGAUGGAUAUAGGGGUGGUGUGGGUAGGUUGGGGGUUUGGUGGGGGGAAUUUGGGGGGGUUGGGGGGUGAUGAAGGGGAUUGGGGUGGGGAUGGAGGGUGUUGUGAUUUUUUUGGAGGGAGGGAAUUGGAGUAUGGUAUGGUGGUUGGGAUGGAUUGGGUUGUUUGUGGGUGGGGGGAUAGUGUUAUUGAAAGGUAG
Molecule: messenger RNA, 669 nt
Organism: Knipowitschia caucasica
Lineage: Eukaryota; Metazoa; Chordata; Actinopteri; Gobiiformes; Gobiidae
Source: the annotation of a GenBank genome assembly